AUCAGGGAGAUAAAAAACUUACGCCACUGUUGCCUUUGGAAAUGAGACUAAUGAUACAUGGAAGCCAAUAAGUGAAUGUCGGCAAAAAGGCGGAUUAGACAACAAAGAAGCGCUGAAUAAAUAAACAGCGACUUAUGUGUACCGCACUGUGAACUUAAUAAGUACAGGACAGAAAAGAAAUAUACAAAGUUCCGCUCUCUCAGACAGCAUUUGAGGACAAGAGAGCGUGACAGUUAUACGGUUUAUCUUAGGAGGAGGAUUUUGUUUUUUCAGAACACCGUUGCUGCAACGUGACACGCAGCGCUCAGGUUAUUUUCCUCCAAUCACCAUAGCGCUAACUGAAGCAGAGAAGAUCUGUCAGAUCUUGUUGUCAGUCACUUACAAUAACCCGCUGUUUCACAGUGGUCAGAAUGACGUCAGCAGCCCACUUAGUGACAAAUAUUACCAAUGAGGUGACACGAUGAAUAGGAAUAUUUACCAGUUAACUCGUAUAAUAACAUAACUUCAUUCCAAAGAAUUCUUAAAGCACAAGUCAAAAAGAGAGAAGUUUCCAGUAAAUGAACUCAACAUUUUCAGUGAGUUGAAACUGUGAUCUGAGCUGAGAUCUCUUGCCGUAUCAGUGAGCUAUGGAGUACCACCAGGAAGUCCUGCCACUCAUGUUUAAUAUCUCUGGAGACACUUCAACAGACUCUAGGUAUCUAGCCAAGGGGACCGUACUUGACGACCCUCUUAACGCUAGUGUCACAGGAAACCACUCACACUCUGACCCAUACAAGGACUUCUACGUCACUGCCAGGACGGUGACGGGACUCUACUGUUUCCCUGUAUUGUGUCUUUUUGGCAUCGUUGGGAACUUCAUUGCACUGAUUGUUUUAAAUCAGAAGGAGAUGAGGACGUCGACAAACGCCUACUUCUCAGCGUUAGCAGUAUCAGACACGGUGAAGUUAAUAAAUGACGCUCUUUAUUUUGUGACUAUUCUUCUAUAUGAAAAGUCGCCCAAGGAUGGCCAGAAGUUAUACGGUCAUCUGUAUCCGUACUCUCACUACAUUUUCAACAUGUCAGUCUGCGUGUCUUCUUGGCUUGUUGUAUCAGUGGCAACAGAGAGAUAUUUUCUUAUUUGUCACCCGGUGCUGGCUAAAACUUUGUGCACUCGUCGACGCGCCAUUAUAGUUAGCUCGUGUAUGUUUAUAGCAAUGAGCUUUAUGGCUAUUCCCUCUGCCUUGAGAUACAAAACCGUUCACUUAUUCCGCAACGACACCCAGGAGGUGGUGGACGAUGUGGAGUUGACGGACCUGUGGCGGAACACGGACCUGGUGGGGACCUACACCUGGAUACAAAACUUACUGCGCUCCGUGAUUCCGCUUGUUAUCUUACUAUUCAUGAACACGUGUAUCCUGCGCGCAACACGAGCGCACCUGCGCAGUUUCCAGCGCCAAGGCAUGCGCUUUGCCCAGGCCCAGUUACGGAUCACGGCCAUGUUAGUGAGUGUGAUCGUGGUGUUCCUUGUCUGUAUCACACCUGACGCUUUCAUGUCUACUUUCUUUGGCUUCGGCUACCACGAGAGUAAUAAUAACUUAGUCAAGGGCGUCCGGGAGAUCACAGACAUGCUGUUAGCAGUCAAUGCAGCAGUUAAUGUGAUCAUUUACAUGUGUUUUAAUCCCCAAUUUAGAACAUCGUUUGUGCAGGUGUUUUGUAUCGGCAGGGGGGUACCUGGCAUAUGUAGGACAAGGACCACGCAGAAUCACAACGGAAACCGUCGGCUAGUCACAAAAUACAACACCGUCGUCGAAAAUGGGAAUAACAAUACCCAUCCUAGUGAUUAUAACGGGACCCCUCAUCAAACACAAACGCUAACGUUGCCAUUAAGAUCAGUGGGUCUACGCAAUACGUACACUAGUGUCACGCAGUUAACAGACGCCGACUUACUACCCCUACAGUCGACCAGUUUAUAGCUUUUAACAAUGGCGUUUUCUUCUUUCAAAUUUUCCGCGAGGUUUUGUCACUUUAACUUAACGUUGUUUUUUCCUUUUUUUUUUUUGUGUUUAAUAUGCGAAUGAAUGUUUCAAAAACGUUCAUCCUUUUUAGAGAGACGAAAUGUCAUGAAAACAAACCACGUCUUAUUGGUGGGAAAGUUAUAGGGAUAACAACCGUUCGUUUAAGAUUCAUAUUUCAUAUAAAAUACACUGUAAAAAACUCACAGAAAUAUAAUAAAUUUCAUUUUACCACCAAAACAGCGGUUAUCGAAAUUAUUCUGGAAUCUGUGCUUGCCAUCAUACCACAUGGACUUUAAUGGAUGGCUUUACGCCAAAAUGAUCUCUUCAGAUUCUCUUAAGAGGUUAUUACAAAAAUAUUCAGAAAAUAAAUUGGACUUACUAUGAAUAUCGGAAGAUUCAUUAACCAUUGGUAAGUAUGUGGAAAUCGUCAUUUCCCCCAGGAAAAUCUUUUUUUGACCAAAAAGAACGGUUGUUAUCUCUCAAAUUGUCUACAGAAAUAAUGUACUAUUGUACCAUCAUAAAACAAUGUACAAUGAAGAAAUGAGUUCGCCCUUUACCUAUAU
Lingula anatina is the source of this 2557-nucleotide messenger RNA. RefSeq names its product FMRFamide receptor-like. Gene Ontology annotation, biological process: G protein-coupled receptor signaling pathway. Gene Ontology annotation, cellular component: membrane. Lineage: Eukaryota; Metazoa; Brachiopoda; Lingulata; Lingulida; Lingulidae. The record is from RefSeq and is a predicted model, not a curated record. Gene Ontology annotation, molecular function: G protein-coupled receptor activity.